Messenger RNA from Ogataea parapolymorpha DL-1, 1323 nucleotides. RefSeq lists its product as uncharacterized. The transcript has a single exon. Gene Ontology annotation, molecular function: A2-type glycerophospholipase activity. Gene Ontology annotation, biological process: cardiolipin acyl-chain remodeling. Bases 1 to 1323 code for a protein of 440 amino acids. The record is from RefSeq and is a predicted model, not a curated record. NCBI's taxonomy places the organism in Eukaryota, Fungi, Ascomycota, Pichiomycetes, Pichiales, Pichiaceae. Gene Ontology annotation, cellular component: mitochondrial inner membrane.
AUGUCUGGAGCCAGAUUAGCCCAUCCGGUAACUAUCCAGGAUAAGGAGAAACCAAAUGUCAGCUACUGGGACUCGUUCAAGCUGUAUUGGUCCUUCAAACCUCUCAGUUACUAUGAAAAUCAAAUUUUGUCGUUUUUGCCCUUUUAUCCCAAUCCCUCGGACACGAAACGUGCCGAGAUAAUCAACACAGUGAUAGACGACAAAAACAAUUACAUUCACGAAUUUCUGGUGGAAAAUAUCGAGAAAUCUGAUGGCGAUGAGCCGCUGGACAUCGUUCUUGUGCAUGGUUACGGCGCAGCAUUGGGAUUUUUCAGUGCUAAUUUUGACGGAUUAACAAAAUUUCCUGGAACAAGGCUGCACGCAAUUGAUCUUCCUGGCUUUGGUCUGUCAAGUAGGCCACCAUUUCCGAACCUGAAAGGUGAUACUGCGGACGAUGUGAUAAAAAGUGAGGAGUUCUUUAUUGAUGCCAUGGAAAAAUGGAGAAUAGCGAAAGGACUUAAUCAGUUCGUACUGAUUGGCCAUUCACUAGGAGGAUACCUGUCUUGCUGCUACUACAUGAAGUAUGGAACAGAUAUUGUGAGCAAGAUUGUGCUGGUAUCACCAGUUGGUAUUGAACGGUCUGACCUCUCAUUUUACGUCACAAAGGAGCACUCACUUUCGAUAGACAAGGAGACGGAAUUGGCCAGAAGAGAGGGUAUCGAUUUAACAAACGAAUUUACUGAUCACCAAGCUGACCGCACACACGUGGAGGAGCUCGAUCACACCAAUGACGUGGUUUCUAUCACUUCGGACUCGAGCGACACAGAUACCUCUAGUUUGAUGACCCAAGUUAGAAGAGCUCCUCAAGUUGGCAAAUUAUUCACGCGCCUCUGGGAAAGAAACUAUUCUCCAUUCCAAAUUUUGAGGCUAUUCGGCCCUUUUGCAGGAAAGCUUGUUUCAGGAUGGACGUUUAAUAGAUUUUCGCAUCUACAAGACCCAAACACUCUCCUCAAGAUUAACGAAUAUACCGCCAAAACUAUGCUUGCAAAGGGUUCCGGAGAAUUUGCCCUCACCAGGAUACUUGCACCAGGAGCUGUUGCUAAACUUCCAUUGUCUGAAAGACUGCCUGAUAAAAUCAAGAUCAAAUCCCUGUGGCUAUAUGGUGAUGUUGACUGGAUGAGCAAAGAAGGGGGCUACGAGAUUGUGAAAGAAAUAAACGAGAAAAACAAGGACGAUGAGAACGCGAAGGCAAAAUUCAGAAUUGUGAAGAAUGCUGGUCAUCACGUCUAUUUGGACAAUGCUUCCGAUUUUGAGUAUCAUGUGUUAAAAUUUAUAAAAGACUGA